Messenger RNA from Staurois parvus, 421 nucleotides. Lineage: Eukaryota; Metazoa; Chordata; Amphibia; Anura; Ranidae. The record is from the annotation of a GenBank genome assembly.
GUGUCCCUCGGAGCCGAAGAUGUCGGCUCGAUCAUGUGAUCAGCUGUGUCCAAUCACAGCUGAUCACAUCAGUGCCACCUGUCAGUGUCCAUCAGUGCCAGCUGUCAGUGCUCAUCCAUGCCACCUGCCAGUGCCCAUCAGUGCCACAUCCAUGCCACAUCCGUGCCUAGCAGUGCACAUCAAUGUCACAUAUCAGUGCCCAUCUGAGCUGACUUUCAGUGUUACCCAUCAGUGCCACCUAUCAAUGCCAGUCAGUGCCGCCCGUCAGUGCCGCCCGUCAGUGCCGCCCGUCAGUGCCGCCCGUCAGUGCCACGCGUCAGUGCCACGCGUCAGUGCUGCCCAUCAGUGCCACGCGUCAGUGCUGCCCAUCAGUGCCACGCGUCAGUGCUGCCCAUCAGUGCCACGCGUCAGUGCUGCCCAU